GUGUUUUACACUGAGAUGAGGAAUGGCCGUCCAGCAAGCUCAGCAGUAGCAGUGAAUGUUCCUCUCAGUCUGGACAUGUUGGCUACAGUGAGCUAUAUCUCUAUUUCUCCUUCUAUAUUUAACUAUUGAAUAAAGUGUAUUUCGAAGUUAUUCUUUCAACAGUUUUUCUCAGAAAACCCUUUCUUUUCACCCCUUAGGUCAAGUUCAAUGGGCACACCAUUAUUGUAAGUGCAUUUUGCAUUGCAUGUUCAACUAAUAUCGUUAAACUGCGAUUACGGAUUGUAUGAGCACAAAAAGAGAUUCAGUGUUUGUUGUUUGUUGUAUCAACCUAUAUUUUUUGUAUCUUCCUGUGGCUGUAAGGAUGUAGAAAUUGGCAGUCUGAAGAUGGCAGCUCAAUAUGUGUUCAGUGUGGGUGCGUAUGGAUGGGCAGGAGAGGGACGACCCAGCGUGCCACGGAGAGUCAGCACCUUCCAACCAGGUAAGUGGAUGGAGCAGAGGGUCUCACCAUGGCCAGUCUGGUCAUCCUGAAUGAGGGAAAACCACUGAGCUUACUGCAUGUAGCACUGAAUCUGGGGCUGAAUUUACAGAAUGACGUUACUGAAUGUGUAGAAAAUAAUGGAAUGGUUGGAGAUGGCACUUUGACUACAAAUGGCUCUUCUGGGAAUGUUAUUUUCAGUUCAUUCACUGUACUGUACCACAACAAUUCAGGGGGGGGGGGGGGGGGGGGGGGUUGAGGGAGUGUUCAUGCACCAUGGAACCUACUGAAUGACCCUUUGCUCCAUUGCCCCUGAAUGCACCCAAGCUUUGAGUUAAUAACAUGGACAUGGAAUUUCAGAGAAAAGAUUUCACAUCUUUGAUUGUUUUUGUAUCUUUCCACCCCCCACCACUACCCCCAACAGAGAUGUGCAUGCCCCCCUCGGCCCCCUCACAGCCAGCUGUAGGGGCUGUUUCGGACACUGAAACCGAGUUGUCAUGGAAACAGAGUGAAGGAAAGGAAAGCUCACCUGUCCUUCAUUUCGUUGUGUAUUAUAUCAGGUAAGAGUUAUUUUUCUUCUAUUAUAGUGCUUAUUAGAGGGUUCCCCAGGCAACCGCUUGUCUUUUUCAUUCCUUUACUUCUGUAAUUUUUCCUGAAAGUGUUUAAUGGUUAAAUGUGCCCUUGAAUGAACUUGAAGACCCUUUUGGCUGAAAAUAAUAUGGUUGUGCAUAGUCUCGGUUAACCCAGAAGUAAAAUCUUGCAAAGUUUGGUCAGCUGCGUCAUUAUCUUCUGGGUCUAUAUGUGUUAGAAAUUGAGAGUUCCGGUGGUUUGCGAAGUUUCCACCCUCACAAAAGGAAACUCUCAGUCUUCACCCAAUCCUGAUACGUCUAUAUAACCAGUGACGAAUACCCAAAGACCGGAACUACUGUAGCUCGUUAUCUCACGCAUCUCAUUCAGUCCCGGCAGAUUAUUCGGUCUACACGCAGAAUCUGCCCACGGGAGAUUAGGUUGUACACAAUGUUCGGUGGCUAUUUUCAACUACAGCAAUCUCCUGGAACCACUACUCUUACAGAUAGGUUGCCAACAAGUUUGGUUUUGAUUAACAAAAGUAGUGGAGGAAAAACAAUCUAGUAAAUAUUAUGAUGAAAUAUACAGGAGUGCUAAGCAUGAUAAUGGAUUUUACAGUGGCACACAAACACCACAAUACUUUGCGAGGUUGACAGUUCAAUGGGGAUGAGCUGUAUGAUUUUGUAUGGGUACAAGGAUUUAGAGAAUAACUAAAUAAAUAGUCAAUUAGUCAAACAUUUGAUAGAUUUGAAUGGACAUUCCAAAAGGAGUGUCACGCCCUGGCUCUGGGGACUCUUUUAUGUUGAGCCAGGGUGUUAGUUUCUAUGUUUUGUAUUUCUAUGUUGGCCAGGGUGGUUCCCAAUCAGAGACGGCUGUAGCUCGUUGUCUCUGAUUGGGAACCAUACUUAGGUAGUCAUUUGGCAUUUGUGUGGUGUGGUAUCUUGAUCCGUAAGGUUUGUGUUUAAACCCUAGGACUUCACGUAUCGUUUAUUGUUUUGUUCGUGUAUACUCAUUAAAAGAAUGUACGCUUAUCACGCUGCGCCUUGGUCCGCUUCAUCAUGUGUCGACGAUCGUGACAAGGAGUCAUUUGAACAGCAAACCGAAGAAAUGUUUGCGUGCAGCCUGUUGUUUGCGUGUUGGGACCAAACAUGGAAUGUUAAUGAUGCUGUGAAGUACUGUAAGAUUUUUAUUGAGUAAUUAAUCUCUUGUCUAAAGAGCUGCCAGAAUGGCCAGAUAGCAGAUAUCCAGAGCAAGGGACAGACCACACACAUACAGUAUACACCAGAGAGAGAUGAUGUGAGUGUGUCUGGAUCCAGAUAGACACUGUUCCGUCCUUAACAAGAUGACUAGAGGGCUAAAAUGACUGGAGGGCAUCUGAAUAUUGUUUUCCUCACUUGAAUCUGUUGUGCAUAGAGGAUGGAUACUGACUCUAUCAUUGAAACUACAUGACCUGAGUUUAAGGAUGGUGACAAAGGCAGUAUAAUACUUAUGAAGGUUGUAGUCAGCAUGGAUUUGUGGACAAACCUCUAAAUUUUGACAAGGGCAAAGCAAACAUACUUCACUUGUCUAUAUUUUGCUGAGCUCAUUGAGUUUCACUGACAUGCUGUUAUUCAGACCGUCACGAUUCUAUAAUGUCUCAAUCUGUCACAGCAUGCAAUUACUGUAAGCAAGCAGGUGUUUGUGUUCUGAAAGAGCCUGUCUCACACAUGUACGUAGACGUUGUCUAACGUGAGUAAGAGAGUUCCUAACCUAUCCCCUACCUACCUGUCUUUGACACACUACCCAGUCAGAUUGUAAUGGAUGAUUAACAAGUUAAAUGCAUUCACAGUUACUUAUACCAUUACCUCAGAGUCUGACUCUGUCUCUACCUGUAAUACCAUGUAGACCAGAGCUGGACACUGAGUGGACAUCCCUAAAGGAUACAGUGAACAGCAGCUCGGUGGUUGUGAGAGGACUGCAGCCUGAAACCCAGUACCAUUUUGCUGUCCAGGCAGUCAAUGUCUACGGAGCUAGCCCACCCAGUGCCAUCACUGACCCAAUAUGGACCUUCAGUGAGUGUGGGGAGACAUCUCUUCAUUAAUUAUUGUGUUAUAAACUGCUUGUCGAAGUCAAUGAUUGUCAUUUAUUCAUGUCUCUGUGUUAGGUGUGCAGGAAGGGGGAAGCGGGAGCUUGGGUCAGGGUUAUCCUAGCAACGGCAACAUUAAUGAGGAGGAUCUGACUGAUGUUAAGAACUCUGAUUAUGGUGCCCUCAUUCAGGAGGUAAAAGACAGUGUCAUGCAGGCUUCACAAUCACUAUGUUUCUACUUAGCUAUUUCCCAAACAUCCAAGUUUCUCUUCUUUAUUGUGUCCUACUGUCUUUCCUCCAGCCACUUUUCUCUCUAGAAGAAGACAGAAGAUCUCAGCUGAGAUCCCGAACAUGGACUCCCAUCUCACACGAAGGGGGAGGAGGAAUGCCUCCUAUAGAGAUCACUGCUGAUUCUGGCACCAUCAUCACUGCUAACAAGGCAGCCACUAUAAUAUCCAUCUCUACCACACAAAUUCCCACCAAUCACACCCUUACCACCAACCCAGUUGCCCUCACCUUGUCUCCAGGCCUGGAUAGCAUUCUACCGACCCCUAGCUCAGCCCCACUUCCGGACGGCUCCACCCUGGCUCUCCACCUCUCCCCUAGCCCUGCUAGCCCCAGGUCCCAGUGGAAGGGACAGGUGAGGACGCUGUAUGACCUGUCCUGUGAGGACGCUGUGUGUUAUCCCAACAGUAUGUGUAUAGAUGACUACCAAAGUGGGGGCUCUCGCUGCUACUGUGCCCUGGGCAGAGGAGGGGACGCCUGCUCUCAGGGUGAGACGAGAACCACUAAUGGACUAUUAUUGCUUAAUUGAUUAACACUCUGGAGUAUGUUAUGGUACUGAAUUUGAGCUUAUUUUUUUAUUUUUUUUUAUCUGUUUUUUUUUGGUCCUCCAGUUGUAGUGGUGAAAUAUCCACAGUUUUACGGGUUCUCCCAUAUUGCCUUUGAGCCUCUGAAGAACUCCUAUCAAUCCUUUCAGAUCAUGCUUGAGUUUAAGGUAAAAUGUUGAUGUCUGUUUCAUUCUGAAUGUGUUGCAGUUCCUUUAUAGAAAUAAGCUGUAAAGCUAUUUUGUACAUCCCAAAUAAAAGUCAAUGGUAUUCUGAAGAAUGUAAAACAAAUGGAUGGUCACCCCUGUCUUGUUACUCCACAGACUGACUCAGAGAAUGGCCUUCUGUUGUUCUGUGGGGAGAAUGAACAUGGCAGUGGAGACUUCACCUCACUGGCUCUGAUACAUGGGAAGCUCCACUUUAGGUGGGUUCAUGUUGAUACAAAUCAGUCAGUCAGUCACUCACUCACUCACUAACUGACACACCUCACCUCUAUCUGUGUGUGCAGGUUUAACUGUGGCACAGGCAGUGCCCAGAUAGUGAGUGGGAUUCGGGUGGCACUGGGCCAGUGGCACAGUGUCGUUGUCGGCAGGGAGGGUGCGAUUGGCUGGCUAAGACUGGACAAUGACACACCUGUCACAGGACACUCACAGGUGAGGACAAUUCAUACUGUAUAUAGGAUGUACAUUACAAAAGAGCACACUGCUGCUACUGGUAAAUACACAGAACACAGUGUAAUAAUCCUAUGUGCUGCCCGGCCCUGUCUGGGUGUGUAUCUCCUAAUCUCUGAUCCUACAGGGUGACUACAAUAAGAUCACAUUCAGAACUCCUCUUUACGUGGGUGGCUCCCCUAAUGCUUAUUGGCUGGCCAGGACAGCAGGGACCAAUCGGGGUUUCCAGGGGUGUAUCCAGAUGCUAAGCGUCAACAGCAGGGUGACGGACAUGAGGCCUUGGCCAAUGGGAUGGGCUCUUAGUGGGGCGGAUGUGGGUGAGUCACUGAACUGAAGCCACUGGAUUCUAAUACAUUAAUGUUUCCAUCAUAAUCUCUUAUCUCUCACCUCAUUUACUCUCUCUGUUUGUUGGGGAGUUUAUCCCUGCUUAUUCAUGUCAUUGUGUGAAGGUCAUAGCAAGUAACAUGUCAAUCAAUGAUUAACAUACAGUGAGGGAAAAAAGUAUUUGAUCCCCUGCUGAUUUUGUACGUUUGCCCACUGACAAAGAAAUGAUCAGUCUACAAUUUUAAUGGUAGGUUUAUUUGAACAGUGAGAGACAGAAUAACAACAAAAAAAUCCAUAAAAACGCAUGUCAAAAAUGUUAUAAAUUGAUUUGCAUUUUAAUGAGGGAAAUAAGUAUUUGACCCCCCUUCUCAAUCAGAAAGAUUUCUGGCUCCCAGGUGUAUUUUAUACAGGUAACGAGCUGAGAUUAGGAGCACACUCUUAAAGGGAGUGUAUAAAAGACACCUGUCCACAGAAGCAAUCAAUCAAUCAGAUUCCAAACUCUCCACCAUGGCCAAGACCAAAGAGCUCUCCAAGGAUGUCAGGGACAAGAUUGUAGACCUACACAAGGCUGGAAUGGGCUACAAGACCAUCACCAAGCAGCUUGGUGAGAAGGUGACAACAGUUGGUGCGAUUAUUCGCAAAAGGAAGAAACACAAAAGAACUGUCAAUCUCCCUCGGCCUGGGGCUCCAUGCAAGGUCUCACCUCGUGGAGUUGCAAUGAUCAUGAGAACGGUGAGGAAUCAGCCCAGAACUACAUGGGAGAAUCUUGUCAAUGAUCUCAAGGCAGCUGGGACCAUAGUCACCAAGAAAACAGUUGGUAACACACUACGCUGUGAAGGACUAAAAUCCUGCAGCGCCAGCAAGGUCCCCCUGCUCAAGAAAGCACAUAUACAGGGCCGUCUGAAGUUUGCCAAUGAACAUCUGAAUGAUUCAGAGGAGAACUGGGUGAAAGUGUUGUGGUCAGAUGAGACCAAAAUCGAGCUCUUUGGCAUCAACUCAACUCGCAGUGUUUGGAGGAGGAGGAAUGCUGCCUAUGACCCCAAGAACACCAUCCCCACCGUCAAACAUGGAGGUGGAAACAUUAUGCUUUGGGGUUGUUUUUCUGCUAAGGGGACAGGACAACUUCACCGCAUCAAAGGGACGAUGGACGGGGCCAUGUACCGUCAAAUCUUGGGUGAGAACCUCCUUCCCUCAGCCAGGGCAUUGAAAAUUGGUCGUGGAUGGGUAUUCCAGCAUGACAAUGACCCAAAACACACGGCCAAGGCAACAAAGGAGUGGCUCAAGAAGAAGCACAUUAAGGACCUGGAGUGGCCUAGCCAGUCUCCAGACCUUAAUCCCAUAGAAAAUCUGUGGAGGGAGCUGAAGGUUCGAGUUGACAAAUGUCAUCCUCGAAACCUUAAUGACUUGGAGAAGAUCUGCAAAGAGGAGUGGGACAAAAUCCCUCCUGAGAUGUGUGUAAACCUGGUGGCCAACUACAAGAAACGUCUGACCUCUGUGAUUGCCAACAAGGGUUUUGCCACCAAGUACUAAGUCAUGUUUUGCAGAGGGGUCAAAGACUUAUUUCCCUCAUUAAAAUGCAAAUCAAUUUAUAUCAUUUUUGACAUGCGUUUUUCUGGAUUUUUGUUGUUGUUAUUCUGUCUCUCACUGUUCAAAUAAACCUACCAUUAAAAUUAUAGCCUGAUCAUAUCUUUGUCAGUGGGCAAACGUACAAAAUCAGCAGGGGAUCAAAUACUUUUUUCCCUCACUGUACAAGUGUUUAAUGACAGUAGGUUAUAAACUUCUAUUUGUUUUUAAGCCCCUUGCCAUGUCUUAUUUGCUGUUGGAACCAACAACUUCCUGGUCACUGGCCCAUUUGCCUUCUUUCUUGUUGAUGUUUGAAUAUCCUAAAAACAUACUGUAAUCUUGAGUCAGUUGCUCAGUAUAUAUUGUGACACACAGCAGUCCUUGUUGUGUACAACAUGUGCACAUUAAGACUGUGUGCAGACAAAGCUUUGAUGUGUGGGUCUGCGUCUGGUUAGAUAGAAUGGCCUAGGGUUGGUGAGAUGUGUUUCUAUGGCAGCCUCUGGAAGUCUUCCUCCUCAUCACUCCUAUUAUUCAGAGAGACAGAAAGGAAGUCUGUGUUCUAGUUCAAUAGGAUUUGAUGAAUGCCAGCAGGGAGAUGCCAAUGUGGUCAGACACAAUAGUCCCUAAUGAGCUGUCCCUAAAUUAGAUUAUAUAAAAAAGUGAUUUUUGUUGACACACUUUCUAUCUUUUAUUUUUCUCUCUGCCUUUUUUUUUAGCUCUUUCUCUGUAUCUCUCUCUCUAUCUAGCUCUCUUUCUUUCAAUAUCUCUCUACCUCUUUUCUCUUUCUAUCUUUCUCUCUCGCUCCCUCGCUCUCUUGCUCACUUUCACAAACAUCUAUUCUGUAAGUAGGACUGUUUAAAUGACUGGUAUACUGUGGUGUGAGACAGUGUGUUAGUGUAUGUGGUUCACCCUGUAGGUGAAUGCAGUGCCAGUGUCUGUGAAGGGGUCACUUGUGCCAAUGGAGGAACUUGCUUUGCCAGCCAUGCAGAUUGGUACAUAUGUCUGUGCCCACUGGGUUAUAGGGGUCCUCUAUGCCAGGAGAGUGAGUAGCUACCACAUCUUCUGAUUUUCUAUUUUAUAACCUACUGUAAUCUCACACACACACACACACACACACCUUACCUGUAUCCCCUUCUAUGUAUUCCCCCAGGCUUCCAGCUGGUGGUGCCGUACUUUAAUGCGUCUGUGCUGUCAUACGCUAGCACCCCCUGGCCUCAGUCCUCCAGACACUACCUGUCCUGGAUGGAGUUUGAGGUGACCUUCAGGCCGACAGCUCCUGAUGGCACUCUGCUCUACAGCCAGGACUCAGCCAGCAGAGACUUCCUGUCAAUCAGUCUGGUGGGAGGAUACCUGGAGUUCAGCUUCGACUGUGGCUCUGGGACAGCCAAAAUCAGGUUAGGAAUAACAGUAGGGUUGCUUAGUCGUGGGGGAAGCAUGCACAUUUUUAUACUUCAACAUGUUGACGUUGUAGAGCAAUCACAUUCUGAGGAAAGGCCAUCAUCUAUGUGCAGAACCAAGGCAUUACAUAAAUGUAACCAAAUAGGAGAAAUGGUGUGUCUGGUCAGCACUGGAAAGGCUGAUGUAUCUGUUUAUAUGCAGGAGUGAAGAGCCGCUCACAAUGAACGAGUGGCAUGAGCUGCGUGUCUCCAGGACAGGCAGAGAGGGCAUCCUGCAGGUGGAUAACCAGAUUCCCACACACAGCCUGUCAGAGGUACUGACCUUCAUGGAGCCCACUGAAAACAUACACUGAACAUUUCAGUAAAGACUGAUCAUAAUGUUUGAAUAAACUGUAAAUUAGAAAUGUGAAUUUGGUUGUCUUUGAUUGUUGUUUUAAGUAAAUGUAGUUUGGCUUCCUCUCUCCUGUUGCUCAGGGAGCAUUCACUCAGAUCAGGUGCAGCGGUCCUCUGUUCAUCGGGGGCGUUCCAGAACGCAUCAACCCCAGGACUAAGAUCAAUGCUGGUGCUGCCCUGCUCCACCACUUCACUGGUAGCAUCCAAAAGGUACCACAGCUCAAUGAGCCCCCAGUGUUUGGUUUGUAGAUAUGACACCACCCAGCAAACGGAAUGUCCUGUGGACGUUCCCAUUUUGUCCCUUAAGGGUUUCAGUGCGACGUUAUCCCACUGACGUUCUAAGAACACUGCGUGAUGGUCCCAAGGGAAUGUUCUCUGGGGGACCUUUGUCUAGUUCCCUGUAUGUUCCCAGGACGUCACUGAGGACCAUGUCAGGACCUUUUUAGGAUGUUCUCAGGACUUUCAUUUUACUAGUCCUUAGGACAUCA
Molecule: messenger RNA, 8770 nt
Organism: Coregonus sp. 'balchen'
Lineage: Eukaryota; Metazoa; Chordata; Actinopteri; Salmoniformes; Salmonidae
Source: the annotation of a GenBank genome assembly